AUGGACAUUGAGAAGGUCAACUCCAUGGACUUUGGAGAAUUUGUGGAUGUGUUUGGGAGUGUCAUCGAGAGAUGUCCUCUGAUUGCCCCCGCCGUGUUCUCCCAGCGCCCGUUCUCUGACUUGGAAGAUUUAGAGCAGCACUUUUUUGCCUUUACUGAUGCUCUUCCACAGUCAGGCCAGGAGGGCGUCCUGCGCUGCCACCCAGACCUGGCGGGCCGCGAGCUGCAGCGGGGCGAGCUCAGCGCCGAGUCGCAGCGGGAGCAGAGCGCCGCGGGCCUCACGAGCCUGAGCGCGGCCGAGCGGCUCUGGCUGGCCGAGCUCAACGCGCAGUACCGCGCGCGCUCCGGCUUCCCCUUUGCGCUCGCCGCGCGCCUCAGCAACCGGGCGGCGGUGCCCCGCGAGCGGGCGCGCCGGCUGCACUGCCCACCCGCGCAGGAGCUGAACACCCCACUGGGCGAGGUGAAGAAGAUGGGCCGCCGGCGUCUCGCCGACCUCCUCGGGAGCCAAGCCGCCGAGUCGUAG
Molecule: messenger RNA, 522 nt
Organism: Lagenorhynchus albirostris (white-beaked dolphin)
Lineage: Eukaryota; Metazoa; Chordata; Mammalia; Artiodactyla; Delphinidae
Gene: URAD
Product: ureidoimidazoline (2-oxo-4-hydroxy-4-carboxy-5-) decarboxylase
Biological process (GO): allantoin metabolic process
Molecular function (GO): carboxy-lyase activity
Source: RefSeq, a predicted model, not a curated record